Rotaria sp. Silwood1 is the source of this 535-nucleotide messenger RNA. The record is from the annotation of a GenBank genome assembly. Lineage: Eukaryota; Metazoa; Rotifera; Eurotatoria; Philodinida; Philodinidae.
AUGUCAAAUAAAGAUGAUGAAUCAAUUGAAAUGUUAUAUUCAAAAUCAUGUCUUGAUUUAAAUAUGGAUACGGAAACAAAGUUAGAUGCAUGACAUUCAUAUGAACAUAUUCGUAAACAUUAUGUUUUAGAAGGUGAUCAAUUACAUUGGUUAACUAUUUCAUUAUAUGUAUCAUGUAGAAGAUAUAAACAUCUAACAACAAAUUAGAAUAAUCCAAUAUCAAUAUCACGUUUAUUAAAAAGUGCUAAUCAUUUAGAAUUAUUUGUUUUUUUUUGAUAAAUUACACAAAUGGGAAGGUAUGACCAAUUUACCUGAUUCAAUUUGAUCAGAAAUCGAUCAAGUGUUGAACAUGUUUUUAAUAUAUCAUCAAUUAUAUUUGAUAAAUAUACCAAAAAUAUUUAUUGAAAUAUUUGGUGGAAAUCAAUAUAAAUUAAUUUAUCCGUCAACUAUCAAUGAUCUGAUUGCUUCAUUUCAUUUACUUAUUUCUAGUUUUUUCUUUUAUUUAUGAUUAUGUCAAAUUAGCCAAAUUAGAUUA